Molecule: messenger RNA, 2385 nt
Organism: Pedinophyceae sp. YPF-701
Lineage: Eukaryota; Viridiplantae; Chlorophyta; Pedinophyceae
Source: the annotation of a GenBank genome assembly
AUGUCUGCAGUCAUCGGAGAGGAUGUCGGCGGUCGAGUCGGGUACACCGUGAGGCUGGAGCGCAAACGGAGCCGAGACACUGUUGUGGAAGUCAUGACCACCGGGGUGCUGCUUCGGCGCCUUCGUCGAGACCCGACCCUUGCCGGCGUCGGCGCAGUCAUCAUCGACGAGGCACACGAGCGGUCGAUCGAGAUGGACGUCGCGCUCGCAACCGCAGUGAGCUUGAUCCGCUCCGGCGCCCGGUCCGACCUGCGCCUGAUCGUCAUGUCCGCGACGCUCUCCGACUCCCUCCGCGAGCGGCUGUGUUCCGUCAUGGCCAGGGUACCGGUGUCGGCUGCCAGCGCGCCCGCGUCGGACCGCAGCACCCCAGCUCCAGUGGUGUCGUCAGAGGGGCGUCUCUACCCCAUCGAAUUUCGGCGUCUGCCUGCGCCAGCUGUCGGAGAUGGCGACUUGGAGCGGGCAGUCGCGGCGGCCAUCGCUGAAGCUCUUCGAGUGCCGGGCAACGGAGAUAUCCUGACGUUUCUUCCAGGGGAAAGUGAAAUCGAGCGCACGAUGACCGAGUUCGAGAAGCUGGACGCCUCGGUGGCAAAAGGCGUCUUGCUGCUGCCGCUUCACGGCGGUCUAGACAAGGCGGCGCAGGACCGGGUGAUGCGGCCGGAAGGUCGAUCACAGCGGCGCGUGAUUCUGGCGACGAACAUCGCCGAGUCAAGUCUGACGAUCGCCGGCGUCAGGGUGGUCGUGGACUCGGGGCUGAAGCGGCGAUCGGUGUACGAUCCGGACAGAGACCUGCACCGCCUCAAGACGGUGCCGAUCAGCCAGCAGGAGGCGGCGCAGCGAGCGGGACGCGCAGGACGACAGGCGCCUGGUGUUUGCUUCCGGCUAUUCGACGACACGAAGCUGGCGGCAGAGUCGCCGGAAAUCAUGCACGGCGAGCUGACCACACUGGCGCUGGAUAUGCUCGACACGCCUGCCGAGCGAUGUCUGGGCGACGAGUCGGUGUGGCUGGAUGCACCAGACCGCGGCAGGCUGUCGUCGGCGUUCGACCUCCUCGCGGACCUCGGUGCCUGCACCGAGAUCCCCGGUGCUGUGGGCGGCGAGGGCGGCGAGCUGAGCGCAGUGCCGCGCAGGUGGUCAAUCACCGCCGCAGGAAGGGCGAUGUCGCGGAUUGCCGCGCACCCUCGCGCUGCUCGCAUGCUGCUAGCCGCACAGGGCUCGAAGGACAUCGAGGAAGUCGCCGCAGUCCUCGCUGCGCUGCUGACGGAGCGCGACGUGCUGUUUGGCGACGGGCGUGUCAGCGCAGACGUGACGCUCCGCGUCGCCGCUGUCCUCGGCGACGACGCAGUGCUCGAGGCUGCCGGCGUCGCCCGCCGCUUCGUCAGCCGCAACGGCGUGCGUCGUGUUCGCAUGCUGGCGCGGCAGCUCUUGUCACAGCUGCGCACCUCAAUGGACCGCGACAGCGAGUCCUCCUCCGACGAAGGCGUCGCGCAACUCGGCCCAGCGCUCUCCUUGAGCCGCCCCGAUCUGCUCGGGGUCCUCCUCGCGCACGCAUAUCCGGACCGGCUGGCCACUCGGUCGGGCUCCUCCAGUCGCGCUACGUCGUUCCGGAUGGUCAACGGGGAGACGGUUGCGCUCAGGGGCGCGUCGGAUUAUCUGGCGGAGUCGGAGCUGCUCGUGGUGUCGUCGGUUGGGGGCAAUACGAGGGGCAGGGCGGGCAAGACGAGCCGGAAUCUGCGCGUCUUCAUGGCAGCAGCAGUGGAGAGGGCGUCUUGCAUGGACCUGCUGGCCGAGAAGCGCCGCGUUUGCUUCUGGAACAGCGGACAAGGGCGGUUGACGGUGCGGGAGGUGGUUGCCGUGGGCGACCUCGUGUUUGCGUCCGAGGAUGUUGACUUCGACGCGCACAGGGACAGAGACAGGGCGCUGGAGGCGGCGCUGGACGGCAGCAGGCAGCUUGGAGCGAGCGGGCUCAAACUCGUCGGCCCCAAGGUGUCACUCGUGCGCCAGGUGCAGAACUUAGCCGCCAGUGGGUACGGCGCCGCAGAGGGCGAGGACCUCCCGCAGCAAGCGUCCGAGUUGCUCAAAGCGGACUUCACGGACGCUGCGCUGGUCGGGGAGGCGUCGCUGGUUGUCAAGGCAGCAUUCGAUGCCGGCGAAGCCCCCCUGACGGUCGAGGACAUGUUGAGCGUCGUCAGCGAGGAGGUGGUCGUGGGGCGCAUCGUGGCAAGAGUCCUCGGCGCAGGGGCGGACGCGGGAGAGGUGUGGGCCGUCCUCGAGGCGGUCUGCGCCGAACAAAGUCCCGCGAUGUCGGUCCGAGGCGCAGGGGGCAGCGAGAAAAAGAAGCCGAGACGCAGGGGAGGGAAGUCGGGGCGCAAGCGUCGCGGACGGUAG